Messenger RNA from Hypoxylon fragiforme, 4025 nucleotides. Its product is annotated as DNA binding regulatory protein AmdX. Gene Ontology annotation, biological process: DNA-templated transcription; regulation of transcription by RNA polymerase II. Gene Ontology annotation, molecular function: DNA-binding transcription factor activity, RNA polymerase II-specific; RNA polymerase II cis-regulatory region sequence-specific DNA binding; zinc ion binding. NCBI's taxonomy places the organism in Eukaryota, Fungi, Ascomycota, Sordariomycetes, Xylariales, Hypoxylaceae. Bases 1 to 3528 code for a protein of 1175 amino acids. Gene Ontology annotation, cellular component: chromatin. The record is from RefSeq and is a predicted model, not a curated record. The transcript has 3 exons.
AUGUCCAACCCGUCGCCGCCCACUACAGUCUCCGGGAACAAUGCUGGCAACGAUGACUCCGCCUCGUCCAUUACGGUGAACACCACCGCCGCCGCUACCGCCGCCCCUGUUCCCGCACCUUUUCCUCCGCCCAAAACGGAUAAACCUCGUCCUCACGUCUGUGCCACUUGUCAACGCUCAUUCGCCCGUUUGGAACACCUGAAACGUCACGAACGCUCUCAUACAAAGGAAAAACCGUUCGAAUGUCCGGAAUGCACAAGAUGCUUUGCUCGGCGGGAUCUGCUCCUGCGGCAUCAGCAGAAGCUCCACCAGACGACAACUCCCUCGUCGCGCCCAAGGAACCGUCGCGAAAGCACUAGCAGCACUGCUACCGCCCAGAGCCGAGCUCGGAAGAAUAGCGUUGCUAGUGCCGCGAAUGCCUCGGCCGCUGGUAAUGCCUCGAUGAGGCCCCGUGCGAAUACCAUCAGUCAUGUCGAUGGGAAUCAUAUGCACAUGAUUGCCGCAGCCAACGCCCAAGUGGCGAGAAACCAGCAGCAUCAUAUGCCUCCCACCCAUACCCAUAGUCGUCACCCGAGCCUUGCCGGGCUGCCACUACACAACCCGGACCACGGCUUUGCUGGCAUGUCUUCGGUUAUGGGCCACAGGGGCAUGAGUCACGGACUCCCUAAGCUGGAAACUCACAGCAUCAACAACAUGGACUUCAAUGCUGGUCUGCGCACCGCUCCUCCGUUGCCGUUCCAGCCGGAGUAUGAUUUUGAGGGUUUGUUAUUCGGCCAGCCGGGUUCUACCAUCAAUCCGAACGCUUUGCACUACACCGAAUCCCCCCACUCUAUGUCCCUUGAUCCCACCUCCCCCUUUGGCAAUGGAAUGGCAGACAUGAGCACUCCUAACCAGCACAUGGAUGACAGCUUCGACUGGCUAACAGGAUUCGAGCAUCAAAUGUCGUUCAAUAACCCAACCGAAAACGCCGUCGACGGCUCCUCUCCGUCCGCGAUGAGUACCACUAGUCAGAGCGGAAUCAGUGAUGUGAUGCUUGAUGGUUCCAACCCUACCACGGUGACCAACGCAUCAAGCUCCAUGUGGCAGCCGGCUAUGAUGGGCCCUCCGCAGCUCACGAACCCCUUUUCCAUGGAAAUGGGUGGGACGGUUUUCCCGGAUCUUUUAAACGGAGCCCCUGUUUCGCCUCAGCCGUCCUCUCAGAAGAACAUGAAUGACAUCUAUUUCUCGACACCGCCCCCCUCCAUGAGCUCCCUCAGCCCUUCUGUUAUGCCGGGCCUAACUACACACAACAUGAACCAAACUCUUCACUACGGUCCCAGCCCAGAAACACCGACCUCAAUUAAUGGUAGUCACCAAUCACACUCCCCCGUCUCGACUAUCACGGACACCACCCGGGGCGCCAUCAUAAGUGCUCUAUCUCAAUGUGCGCCGUUUAGUGGUCGUAAAUUUUCUUUCACGUCACCCAACUCACCCAUGUCCCCACAGUUCCCUACGACCCCCGACAGCACGCCUGACAAUGUCAAAAACCUACCAAGUACUCAAGAUUUACAACGAUAUGUCGCCAGCUAUUUCCGCUUUUUCCAUCCCCAUCUCCCUUUUCUACAUAUUCCAACACUCUCAUUUGACACCCCGUCCAAUUCGAACAAUGCACGAUCGAAUACCGUAGGUGGAAGUGGAUGCCUUGUUUUAUCCAUGGCUGCUAUUGGUGCUCUUUACGAGAUGGAGCGAACCCAGUCGAGGGAACUAUUCGAGAUGGCCAAGAAGAUGAUCCAGCUGUAUCUGGAAGAGCGAAGGAAGGCUGAUAUGCGGAAAGCCGAUUUCCGUAGAACUCCGUCAUCUGACCAAGGAUCGCAAGGACCAGAGUGUUCUAUUCACACUCCGCUGUGGCUUGUACAGGCGAUGCUUCUCAACGUAGUGUACGGCCACAACUGCGGUGACCGAAUUGCUAGCGAUAUUGCCUCGACUCACUCCGCGGCCCUUGUGAGUCUCGCUCAAGCCGCCGGCUUGCUCCGACCGAUGAAGAUGGACCCGACCGAAGUUCGAGAAAUUCAGAUGAACGAUGCUGAGGGUAAUUGGAAUGGAGGAAUUAAGGCGGAAACCGAAGAACAGGCUGAGUGGCUGCGAUGGACGAUGAUGGAAGAGCGAAAGCGUACCCUCUAUGUCAUCUUCAUUCUGUCAAGCCUCUUGGUGACUGCGUACAACCAUACACCGGCUUUGACGAAUUCCGAAAUCGUUUUAGAUCUGCCCUGUGACGAGGAGUUCUUUGCGGCGGAGAGUGCAGCAGCUUUCCAGUUGAAGGGUGGUGUGCGAGCUGCCGGACAUAACCGGAUGACGUUUCAUGAAGCCUUAGGGGAGCUACUUCGUACUAACGAGAAGCAGCAGAAACUGGCAUUCAGCAACGGACAGCAUCAACUAGGCCCCAACGUGCAAAUGAACGAUAUCCCACAUAGCGAGUUAAAGCCCAGCACUCUGGGUUGUUUAGUGUUAAUUAAUGCGCUUCACAACUACAUAUGGGAAACGCGGCAACGUCACCAUAACAAGGUGUGGACAAACGAGGAGACGGAGAAGAUGCAUCGCCACAUCGAGCCUGCCUUGAAAGCGUGGCAAUCGGCCUGGGCAAGCAACCCACACCACAGUUUAGAACGCCCGAACCCAUUUGGCAUGGGCCCUCUAUCUGCCGAUGCCAUUCCCCUCCUGGAUUUGGCAUACAUCCGACUAUUUGUAAACAUGUCUCGAACCAAAGAAAAGUUUUGGCAGCGAGACUGGGAUGGGUUAGCCGAUGAACUUUCUCGUGGCACCGAAGUCAUUCAACAUGCGGAGCAUUCUCCUGCCUCAAACGCCGAAUCGACAGAUCCAUCCGACGCCUCCGCCUCCAGUUCCGUUUUUGUCGACUCUCCCCCGACACAGUCAUCGUCUCCUGAAUUCUCUGCUGUCAAGUAUUCCUCACAGCCAUCAUUCCAAACACAAAGCUCUGGUAGCCGGGCCAUAACUCGCCGAGAGAAGCACCUUCGCAAGGCGGCGUUCUAUGCUGCGGACUCGCUCUCCAUGUCUGAUAAGCUAGGUGUCACCUUUGCUGAAUUCACAAGUCGAGAACUUCCAGUACAAUCUGCAAUGUGCUCUUUCGACUGUGCACAGGUCCUCGCUGAAUGGAUCGCCACUCUUCAGGACCGUGUUGGACGAUACUUGGGUGUCCUAGGCAAGGAUGAAGUCGACAUGGGAGGUGUCCCAUCUAUCAUGCUUCUCGAGGAUGAGGACGUCAAACUCAUUCACAAAAUCCAAGAACUCCUCUCUAGUGCCGAGAUGAAGAUGAACAUGGACAUCGUGAGUGGUCACGUCAACGGUAGCAUUGAUUCUCGUCUCCAGAUGGAUAGCCACGGCGGUUAUGCCGCCAAGAUUCUCAGGGUCACGGCAUACAUGCUUGAUAAGUCGGCGGUAUGGCCAGUGCUCCACCUCAUGGCUCGUUGCCUUGAAAGUCACGCGAAUUUCAUGGCAUCCCGAGCCGACAAGUCCGUUAUUGCUAGCGAGUAAGCGGAGAUUCUAGGCUUAAUUUAUCUGCGAUUUUUGGCGCAUAAACCCACCCCCCAACGCCAAUCCACCACGACGGAGUCCUAGUUAUAUCGCUGACGAAUACGAGUGCCCAUUUAUCCCUUUCCAUACAUCGCUUAUGCUGAAUUUCGAAGCUCUGAACGACACUAGAUACUUGCAGGAUCUGAUCUAACAAUCAGAACGCUAUUCCACGGACUAACCUAACACAUCUUCACCCCUCCUUCGUACACACACGUUGUUCUGAAGGGUUACUGGGCUUCCCGGUGCACCGGUGCAACCCUUGCCUCGAUUAGAGAUUCUAAUGUAAAAGGAUGCUUAAAAUCAUGGAAAAUAUGGAUGAGAUGAGGUGUCCGGAUUGAGGCCUCGUCACCGGCUAGGGAGACGCUACUGUUUUGCUAUUGCUUUUGCUUCUAAGUACAUGAUAGAUUUGCAGGCGCCACGCGAUUACGGAAUGAUGCAUGAUGAAUACCCUGGAGGGA